Molecule: messenger RNA, 1303 nt
Organism: Nanorana parkeri
Lineage: Eukaryota; Metazoa; Chordata; Amphibia; Anura; Dicroglossidae
Gene: PSKH2
Product: protein serine kinase H2
Exons: 3
Coding region: 77-1303 (408 amino acids)
Biological process (GO): protein phosphorylation
Molecular function (GO): ATP binding; protein kinase activity
Source: RefSeq, a predicted model, not a curated record
UUUUGUGUCGGGUUACCUGGAUGUGUGAUGGGUCCCUGUCCUCUAGCUGUGUUCUUCAGUCCCCUGACCUCCUGAGAUGGGGUGUGGAGCAAGCAGUAAGGUGCUCCCAGAGCCUAUGGAGCCUCCACUAAAGAAGAACCCUUACUAUGUCAAACUGAUCCGCGCUAUGGUUCCAGUCCAGUUCUGCAACGAGCCGGUAAAAUGCAAAGCUGAAUUCUGGGGGCUACAAGAGGAAACCAAAAGAGAUCGGGACAUUGAGGCAAAGAACAACCAAGUUGCCAGGUACCGGGCCAAGUUUGACCCAAGGGUUACAGCCAGAUACGACAUUAAAGCUCUAAUCGGCAGGGGAAGUUUUAGCAGAGUUGUGAGAGUUGAGCAUAGAGCUACCAGGCAACCAUUUGCCAUCAAAAUGAUUGAAACAAGAGCCAAAGAAGGCCAGGAAGUCUGUGAGUCUGAACUCAACAUCCUCCGAAGAGUCAGCCAUCAUAAUAUCAUUCAGCUCAUUGAAGUGUUUGAAGCUCACGACCGAGUUUAUAUGGUCAUGGAGCUGGCCACUGGAGGAGAGCUCUUUGACCGAAUCAUCGCUAAAGGGUCUUUCACCGAACGGGAUGCCACCAAGGUGCUUCAGAUGGUUCUUGAUGGCAUAAAUUAUCUUCAUGGACUAGGUAUAACUCAUAGAGAUCUAAAACCAGAAAAUCUCCUCUAUUACCACCCAGGAGCAGACUCAAAGAUAUUAGUCACAGACUUUGGAUUGGCAAAUGCUGGAAAUGGUAAAUGCGGAGACUGGUCAAUGAGGACCAUUUGUGGCACACCUGAAUACAUUGCACCUGAAAUUAUACUAAGAAAACCUUACAGUAAUGCAGUGGACAUGUGGGCUCUUGGAGUCAUCACAUAUAUUUUGCUCAGUGGAUCUAUGCCUUUCGAAGAUGAAAACCGUACAAGACUUUAUCGGCUGAUCAUUAAAGGCAAAUAUAGCUACUUAGGAGAUCCUUGGCCCAGUGUUUCCAAUCUUGCAAAGGACUUUGUAGACCGCUUGCUCAAUGUGGACUCCAAUGACCGACUGACAGCUAGAGAUGCCAUACAGCAUCCUUGGAUUAAAACUAUGGCUGCAUCUUCAUCCAUGAAGAACCUCCACAGGUCUAUCUCUCAAAACCUGAGAAGAAGAGUCUCCUCGCGCUGUCAGAGCUCCAAGUCAGAGCUCUCCAUGAGAUCGGGUCAUUCCAACAAGUCUCGGCGUAUGAGAGAGAUGAUGGAACGUAACUUGCGUUACCAGGCACACAUUCUGAGCACUGAUGUGAUAUAA